AUGUCUCAACUCGAUAUUCCCAGUCCCGUCACUGACGAAGCCGACAGUCAUGACGAAUCUUGUCAAGACGAUCAUAGCCACUCAUCUGCGGGUGAGGACUGCCCUGAUACGCCCAACUUUGCAGAGCCGAUUCCUUUACAGCAAACCGACAUGGGAAUCUUGCGCCUCCAAGAGCCUGAUGGCCUCAAGAUUCUUGUAGCGCCUGCCGCAUACAAGGGAUGUCUCCAGCCUGAUACGGCCGCCGAUUGCAUCAGUACCGGCAUUCUUUCGGUUGUGCCCGACGCCCGCAUCCGCAAGCUUCCUCUGAUCGAUGGUGGCGAAGGCUUCACCCGUGGUGUCGUCGCCGCCACCGGUGGUAGCAUCCAUCAAGUUGUGGUUCCUGGCCCACUCAACGAGCCUGUUCAAGCCUUUUUCGGUAUGAUUGGUCAUUCCAACAUUCAAACAAGCCCGAUCGAGAGAAAGACUGCCAUCAUCGAAAUGUCUGCUGCUGCAGGCCUCAGCCUGGUGCCGGUGGAACGUCGCAACCCAUGCAUGACAACAACCUAUGGCGUCGGCAGUCUCGUCCUUGCCGCGAUGGAAGCUGGCGCACAGCGUAUCAUCAUCGGCUGUGGAGACUCGGCCACUUGCGACGGUGGUGCCGGUAUGCUACAGGCCCUAGGUGCAGUUCUGCUGGAUCAAGAGGGUCGGUCGUUGCCGAUAGCUCAGGGUGGGGAGUCCAUCCUCCGACUACAUCGGGUAGAUACCACCGGUCUCGACACCCGUAUUGCCGACGGCUCUGUUCAAAUCGAGGCUGCCGUCAACUGGAAGAAUGUACUCACCGGCCCCAAGGGCCAGGCCCGCAUCUACAGCGAGCAAAAAGGUGCAACUCCCGCCCAGAUCGAGUUGCUGUCAAGUGCCAUGGACGCAUUGGCCUUUGCAGCUGCCAGACGUCUGCAAAGCACCCCUGAAACUGUGGGACAGAUACCGGGUUCGGGCGCGUCGGGCGGCAUGGGAACGGCAUUACUGGUUAUGGGUGGUAGGCUCCGCGCCCGGUGUGAUGUAAUGGAUGAAUUCCUCCCGCCGCUGGAUACUCUCUUCGAGACUGCCGACAGUUUCGACCUGGUCAUCACAGCCGAGGGCGGACUGGACUACCAGACUCCACGAGGCAAGAUGCCAGCAGAGGUGGCUCGACGCGCAAGCAGUCGCAAUAUCCCAGUGGUGGCCAUCGCGGGUACCAUCGGUAACGGUGCUGCUGAUAACCUGUCGGUUGGUAUCAAGGCGUAUGCUUGCAUGCUGCAGGGGCCGUCGACACUGGCCGAGGCCAUGGUGCCAGCUAGGGCAAGGCAGUUGCUAGAGGAGAGUGCGGCCAGCGUCAUGCGAACGGUACUGGUUGGUAUGCAGAUGGCAGAGACACAAUCCACCAGGGCCGUCAAAAACAAACACGAAAUGGACGUGACAGGCCUCGGCGUCGUUCGUUAUCUUUGAUGUAUUAGUUCUAGGUCUAG
Pyricularia oryzae 70-15 is the source of this 1484-nucleotide messenger RNA. Its product is annotated as glycerate kinase. The transcript has a single exon. NCBI's taxonomy places the organism in Eukaryota, Fungi, Ascomycota, Sordariomycetes, Magnaporthales, Pyriculariaceae. Gene Ontology annotation, molecular function: glycerate kinase activity. Bases 1 to 1464 code for a protein of 487 amino acids. The record is from RefSeq and is a predicted model, not a curated record.